AUGUCCACCCCAAUUCCACCAUGCAACGGUGGUGCUGGUGCACCUCGGACUGUCGUUGACAAGGGAGCGACCAUACCUGACCUCCCUCAAUAUGCUCAGGGAUACGACGGGUCGCUCAGAUACAACACAGACGGACUUGGCAUGACUUAUAUCAGCAUUGUCGUGGUGUGGACCUGCCUCCUACUUCCCGCAAUCAUUUUUCUCCUCAAGAAUCGAGAUCUUCCAUAUCUUCGCAUGCGAAACAUCCCUUUGGCAGUCAGCGCUGUCGCUACUCUCCAUGUGUAUUGGAUACUAUGCUUAAUUGCAUAUGUUUUGAAUGGCUACUUUCCAUGCACCACAGAAUACUGGAUCAUGAGCAUCUAUCUUCCUCUUGGGAUCGCACUAUUCCAGGCUUCGAACUCUCAGUUGCUUUCAAUUGCCACCGCCCAGAAAGAGUACAUUCAAGGCCGUGCCGUCGGCAGGCCACAAGCACCUCCACCUGCUCGGGCCCGUGGACUACGCAAAUAUUGGCAGAGACUUAGGGAGUAUAAUGCUACCAAGAACACUAUGGCAUGGAUCGGCAUUGGGAUGGUUCUCCAAGUCGCCGUCGCAUUAAUUGUCUUUCUCACCUCGAGGCAAUUCCGCCGGGCAUUUGGAAACUCACAAUCUGCUGCUGAGAACCUUCAAUGUCGGAGGGGCUGGGAAUGGUGGCCCUCAAUCGCCUGGCAAUUAUUUUGGGCUUGGAUCUAUGCCCCAAUCCUGCUUUGGCGGGUUCGCAAUAUUCGUGAUGUUCAUGGAUGGAGAUCACAGACUGUCGUUUGCAUCGUGGCUGGACUGCCGGCUUCACCAAUGUGGCUGAUUGCUUUGUACGCGCCUGGCAUGCGUGCUGCCGAUUUCUAUUUCAUCCCUCCCAUGUGGUUCUCCAUCUCUAUUGUUCUUAUGCAGGGCUGCAUGAUAUUCGUUCCCUUCUUCCAAGUUUUCAAGAACCGUAGCUUGGAGACCGAGACGCGCGAGAUCAUCGCCGAAUGGGAGCAGAAACAGAAGUCGAAUGGUUCUGUCAUGUCCGAAUCCACAAAGAGUGGUGCUCGAUCGCGAGUCUCAACCAGGCAAUCAAUCAAAACCACCGCGAGCAAUCGCCACUGUGAAAUGUAUACGAUGGGCACCCUGGAGAAAACACUCCAACUCAAUCCACAGCCUCUCCUCAUGUUUUCGGCGACCAAGGAUUUUUCUGCAGAGAACAUCAGUUUCCUGAUUCAUGUUAAAGAGUGGAAGGCCAACUGGGCCUCGAAACCACCUAAGUCGAUCAAGUCGAACAAGCAGCAGAAAGCUGAACCUGCAAAGGUACCAGACAAAGCACUGGUGCGCCAGCAAUUCCAGCGAGCCGUUGGCAUUUACGCUUCUUUCAUCAGUCUGAAGUAUUCUGACUUCCCAAUCAACAUCUCGUCGCAACAUCUGCGAGACUUGGAAGCCAUAUUUGAACAAUAUGCUGCAUUGGUCUGUGCCAGACCUGCGCCAAAUGCUGCUACUCCGUUCGACAAUUUUUGGUCUUCCACUGUUGCUGAAGAUCUCGAAAGCCAACCGGGUAGAGACCAGCUGUCAGUGGUUUCCACCAUCACUGAAGAGACUGGCAGGAUUGAAGAUCGGCUCAUUUCUGAUCCUACUCGUCAGCUUGGAGAACUCAAAAUGACCAACUUUGGUGAAAGAUUGCCCGACAACAUCGGCAUUCCUUAUUUAUUCGACCCGACGGUCUUUGACAAGGCCGAAUCGAGUAUCAAAGAACUGGUCUUGACGAACACUUGGGCGAAAUUCGUCAAAGCGGGCUUUGCACAGCAAGAAAAGCAAGGAGUGGCAGCCAAGUUGCAGGAAACCAUAGAGAAAUGUCGAAUACGGUUCCCAAGACGGCGAUACCACGGCGGAGACACACAAAAAUGA
This is a messenger RNA of Exophiala bonariae, 1911 nucleotides long. RefSeq lists its product as uncharacterized. The transcript has 5 exons. The record is from RefSeq and is a predicted model, not a curated record. NCBI's taxonomy places the organism in Eukaryota, Fungi, Ascomycota, Eurotiomycetes, Chaetothyriales, Herpotrichiellaceae. Bases 1 to 1911 code for a protein of 636 amino acids.